AGUCCGACUCCGCCUUUUUUGAUUUUAUUAUACCUUCCAUUCGCUUGACGGCCAAGUGACGCCGAGUAACAACAUUCUAUUGGAAUAGACAACAUACAGUUGACAACAUGUACGUGAAAGCACUUCUACUACUUGUCUUCGUCGUGGCCGUUUCUUCGAUGAGUUUACAAACCGCCGAUGAAGGUCAACAAUUUAAAAGAACUCAAACGGAAGACGACGAAUCAAGAGCUACCUGGUUGGACACAAGGGAAGAUCUCUUAUCAAAUUUCAAGAACUUCGUCUAUUCCUCUGUUGUCGAAUUGGUUAACGAGAAUAAAUUAGAUGGCUCUGUUCUAAGCGCACCAUCAAAAGACAAAAGAGGACGCUGGCAAGGAUUCUGUUUCAGGAGAAAUAAGCAAGGAAAAUUCUUACCAUACAUUUGCUGGAAAGGAGGUAAAUAAACAGCACCGUUGAUCGGAAGAGGACGAAAUGAGGCAGACCAUUCGAAUAAACAUUAGAGCUUUAUUAUAUUUCCUUAUUCGUUCCAUCCUAAAAGUCAUCUGGCUGCAGAGUCUACCUACUUUUUUCCGUAUGUUCAUCCCAACACCUUCCACUAUUACUACUACUACUAGUACUACUACUUUUCUUCUGUCUCUUAAUUAUUCGACCUUUGUUUUGUUUCUUUCACUUUAAAGUAGAACUUAUUCGUUGCACAGUCACAUUCGAAUACAAUUGGCGCCAUCUGGCAGCCCUUCAAAAAAAUUGCCUUUAGUUUAUAUCCUUAUAAAGUUAGGAGAUACAAUUUUCUUACGCAGGAACAAUAUAAGCCUAAUUAUACUAAAAUUUAAUAGGGAAUAGAGGACAAUGUGUUUAUGAUUUUAUUCCAUAGGCGUAUUACAAGUUGGGAGGUGCGAAGGAGACGGAGUGGAGGAAAAAAGAUUUCCCACCUGUCAUCAAUCCCUCAUCAACCCUAUUAGCUCGCGUAAGGUAGCAAAAUACAAGGGAAUUUUGUAAUAAGUGGAACGGAAUUA
Messenger RNA from Dimorphilus gyrociliatus, 1010 nucleotides. NCBI's taxonomy places the organism in Eukaryota, Metazoa, Annelida, Polychaeta, Dinophilidae. The record is from the annotation of a GenBank genome assembly.